GGCCAGUUGUAUUUUGGCUAUUAGCACGUACGGAGCUGCGCCCGCGCCUUGAGUCCGAAUCGAAGUCCGAGCCAAGUGUGAAAAACAUAUAAACGCUAUAUAGAAACUAAAAGUUAAUUGAAGUUGGUGUUUAACACACUUUCGUCGGUUGUUUUGCACAAGAGCGAAAGUUGCGUGCCCCCAGUGGAGUGGAGUACACCCAAAAGAACCCAAAAAAAUCUAUAAAACACGAGAGAGAGACAAUACGGAAAGACAAAAGCGGGUCAGCAGUAACCUUCAAUUUGAUUCCGAUUCUAUUUCCUGAUCUCAAGAUGCCUGCCGCCAGCUCCCAUCCCCGCUUGUUCUUCUACUUGCUGUGCGCCGCCUCGCUUUUCGCCGUCUCCAAAUCGGACACCGGUAGUACAAAGAACUCCUAUUUCACGUCUUAUUUCUACUAUCUAGCCAUUAACUUUAUUAAUCCGUUUGCAAUGCCGAUAUUCUAUCGCUUUGUAAAUGUUUAGCCGCUGCAGUCCCCGGCCGACGAUCUAGCCUACGACGCUGCUCUACAGUUGGGCCUACUCAACCACCGUCUCAACCCAGGCCACGAAGAGGAGUCGCGGCAACUCAGUUUGCCGAAUAUAACGCUGAACAAUCUCGUGAAUCGCGUACCCUGUAGCUGCGACACUGGACUGUGCACAUGCUGUGCGGGUUUCCUCGCGGUGAUCGGCAUGAACAGCUGCACGGAAGUGGCCUACCGUCCGGAUGAGUUCUCCUUUGAGCUGCGCAUGCGGUUCCGGCCAAAGGUUUCUGGUCAGAAUCCGCCGCCGUUCUGCUUCAGGCCGCCACGGUUCAAAUUUGCCCGGGCCUGCAUUCAGUUCCAUGACAUUUGGCUUGUGGGCCGCAACAUGCACGUCUGCAUGUACAUGUCCGGCGAGUUCCAGGGCUUCGAAUUGUUCGAGAGGAACUUUGAUUGUCUUCUGUUCGGCGAUCACGGCGUCAAGAUCGUCCCGCCAGAGCAGAGCUAUCCGUCGAGACCCAACGGGGUGGACAUCCACGAGGGAGAUGACGUGAUUGAAGACUACGAUGAGAAAGUUGUCCGCAGCUUAGCAGAAAAGAUGAUGGGCUGA
Molecule: messenger RNA, 1106 nt
Organism: Drosophila miranda
Lineage: Eukaryota; Metazoa; Arthropoda; Insecta; Diptera; Drosophilidae
Source: RefSeq, a predicted model, not a curated record